Komagataella phaffii GS115 is the source of this 1560-nucleotide messenger RNA. RefSeq names its product Mitotic spindle midzone localized microtubule-associated protein (MAP) family member. Gene Ontology annotation, molecular function: microtubule binding. NCBI's taxonomy places the organism in Eukaryota, Fungi, Ascomycota, Pichiomycetes, Pichiales, Pichiaceae. Gene Ontology annotation, biological process: mitotic spindle midzone assembly; microtubule cytoskeleton organization. The transcript has a single exon. Gene Ontology annotation, cellular component: spindle; cytoplasm; mitotic spindle midzone. Bases 1 to 1560 code for a protein of 519 amino acids. The record is from RefSeq and is a predicted model, not a curated record.
AUGAUGAUUCAAGAAAAAAACGGGAAUCUGGAUAUGAACACUGUCGAUUAUAUUAUUGAGGAUACAAACUUCAAGCACAUGAGCAUUCCUCUGUUGGCUAAUCUCAAUUUCGAAAUCAAGGCACUAAUUGGAAAUGCCACCGAUAAAAUCAAAGAUCUCUUUCAGAACAAACUGUCAAAAUACAUGUCAACAUUUGAGGUCUUAAACGGAUAUAUUCCAGAUGACUCAUUGAUUCAAAAUCUAGUAUCCAUCAGGUCCACAAUUCUACAUGAGAAACUUCCCGAAGUAACUUCGUUACUGAAAGAAGACUUGUCAGUAUCAUCCCUUUUAAUUAUUCAAGCAUUUUUCAACGAUUCAACUAUUUCACAUCUGUUACUAUCGGACUUUGAAGAAUUAGAAUGCAAUCUGAAAUUGGUCUUGAAGGAAAAAGAUGUAAGAGAAAAAAAGCUUGCUGAACUGAAGUCACAAUGCCAAAGCCUUUGGGCAAAACUGGACACUGAAGUUGAUGCCAACUAUAUUACUGAGUUUUUACUUUCGAAUAAUAACAUCCAUCAAUCGAGUAUAGAAAACUAUCAACACGAGUUGGAACGAUUGAACGAACUGAAACUGAAGAAUGCGGCUAAAUUUAUCAGUAUUCUUCGAAAAGAAAUUGAAAGUUACUGGAAUUUGUUGAUGUACACUCAGGAGGAAAAGAGGAACGAGUGUCCAGAGUACUUUGUGUCAGAGAGCACACGUCUUGACGAGGACCUUUUGAAUAAACAUCAACUGUACAUUAGUGAAAACCUAAACGUCAAGGUUGAACAGUUGAAACCGAUACUGAACAAUGUCGAGAGACUGAAAGAGUUGGUCAAAGAAAAGCGGGAAUUAGAAGAAAGCUGUAAAGAUUCUUCCAGGUUGUUAUCAAGAGAUUCGUUCAAGAUUUUGAAAAGGGAAGAGCAAAUACGGACAAGAAUCACCAAGCAUAUACCUCUACUUUUGGAGGUGUUAAAACCGCAAUUAGAGAACUAUAAACAAGAGGCUGGAAAAAGCAUAAUCGUUGAUGGUGUAGAUGUUUGGGAAACAAUCAACGAACUAGAAUCAAAGUUUUUCAAGAGUCGCAUAAAGAGAACUCCCUCGAGGAGACUGAACAAAUCAGCACCUUCAUCCUCCAGAUCAGGUGACGGGAACAGAAGAAACUCAAGCACAGCAACCACGCCGACCAGGAAUAAAGUCAUACGCUCAAAUUCUACACUAGGAGUUUUUAGAACUCAUCAUAAUACCAAUGGAAAACUAUUGAAUUUGAAAGAUAGUUACAAGUCAAAGCAACCUGGAGCGAGGCAAGGGCCAGGACCGUUAAGGCCCAUUAAUAUUAAUGUCAAUUCCAGGGGAGCAAAUAGAAUGGGGAAGCCAAAACAUGUUUUAAAGGUGAGGAAACCCCAACUGGUAGUGUCCAAAAAUGUAAACGUCUUCAGCUCUCCGGAGAGAUUUAAAGACCAAACCCCAGUUUAUCUCUCCAGUGAAGACGAACUAGACACUGAGAACAAACUCCCAGCAUGGAAUAUGGACUUAGAAACAUUUUAG